UUGUUUCACAGCCAGUUGUCCCAACUGUCCCACAGCUGUCCCGAAGAGUUCUACAGUCAGCUGUCUCAUAGUGCUGUCCCUUGUAGUCAGUUGUCCCCACAGCAUAUGUUCCAACAGUCAGUUGACCCCACAGUUACUGUUCCCACAGUCAGCUGACCCACAGUUAGAUUGUUCCCACGGUCAUUGUCCCUACAUUGUCCCCACAGUUAGUUGUCCCAACAGUCAGUUGUCCCUACAUAGUUGUCCCAACAAUCAGCUGCCCCACAGGUUCUUCCCACAGUUAGUUGUUCCCACAGUCAUUGUCCCCACAUCAGUUGUUCCCACAGUUAGUCGUUCCCACAAAGUUGUCUCACAGUCAGUUGACCCCACAGUCAGUUGUUCCCACAGUCAGUCCCCACAGUUAGUUGUCCCCACAGUCAUUGUUCCACAGUUAGUCGUUCCCACAUCAGUUGUUCCCACAGUUAGUAGUUCCCACUGUCAGUUGUCCCCACAGUUAGCCGUUCCCACAGUUAGUUGUUCCCACAGUCAGUUGUCCCCACAGUGUGUCCCAACAGUUAGUUGUCCCCACAAUGUUCCCACAGUCAGUUGUUCCCACAGCAGUCGUUCCCACAGUCAGUUGUCCCCACAGUCAGUUGUUCCACAGUUGUUCCCACAGUUAGUUGUCCCCACAUUGUCCCCACAGUCAGUUGUUCCCACAGUCAGUUGUCCCCACAGUCAGUUGUCCCCACAGUCAGUUGUCUCCACAGUUAGUUGUUCCCACAGUCAGUUGUCCCCACAUCAGUUGUCCCCACAGUUAGUUGUUCCCACAGUUAGUUGUCCCCACAGUCAGUUGUUCCCACAGUUAGUCGUUCCCACAGUUAGUUGUUCCCACAGUCAGUUGUUCCCACAGUUAGUCGUUCCCACAGUCAGUUGUCCCCACAGUCAGUUGUUCCUACAGUUAGUUGUUCCACAGUCAGUUGACCCACAUCAGUUGUUCCCACAGCCAGUCGUUCCUACAGUUAGAUGUUCCCACAGUCAGUUGUUCCUGCAGUUGUCGUUCACAGUCAGUUGUCCCCACAGUCAGUUGUUCCCACAGUUAGUUGUUCCCACAGUUAAUUGUCUUCAGCAGUUGUUCCCACAGUUAGUCGUUCCUACGUUGUCUUCACAGUUAGUUGCUCCCACAGUCAGUUGUCCCCACAGUCAGUUGUUCCCACAGCCGGUUGUUCCUACAGUUAGUCGUUCCCAUAGACAGUUGUCCCCACAGUCAGUUGUUCCACAGUUAGUUGUUCCCACAUUGUCCCCACAGUCAGUUGUCCUCACAGUCAGUUGUCCCCACAGUCAGUUGUCUCACAGUCAGUUGUCCCCACAGUCAGUUGUCCCCUACAGUCAGUUGUCCCCACAGUCAGUUGUCCCCAUAGUCAGUUGUCACCAUAGUCAGUUGUCCCCACAGUCAGUUGUCCCCACAGUCAGUUGUCCCCAUAGUCAGUUGUCCCCACAGUCAGUUGUCCUCACAGUCAGUUGUCCCCACAUUGUCCCCACAGUCAGUUGUCCCCAUAGUCAGUUGUCCCCACAGUCAGUUGUCCCCACAGUCAGUUGUCCUCACAGUCAGUUGUCCCCACAGUCAGUUGUCCCCACAGUCAGUUGUCCCCACAGUCAGUUGUCCUCACAGUCAGUUGUCCCCACAGUCAGUUGUCCCCAUAGUCAGUUGUCCCCCAGUCAGUUGUCCCCACAGUCAGUUGUCCCACAGUCAGUUGUCCUCACAGUCAGUUGUCCUCACAGUCAGUUCUCACCACAGCCAGUUUUUCCCCAGAUCAGUUGUCCCCCAGUCAUUUGUCUCAUGUCAGUUCUCACCACAGUCAGUUGUCCCCACAGUCAGUUUCCCCACAGUCAGUUGUCCCACAUUCAGUUGUCCCCACAGCCAGUUGUCCCCACAGUCAGUUGUCCCCACAGUCAGUUCUCACCACUGUUUUUGUCCCCACAGUCAGUUUUCCCCACAGUCAGUUCUCACCACAGUCAUUUGUCCCCCAGUCAGUUGUCCCCACAGUCAUUCUCACCACUGUCCCCACAGUCAGUUCCCCACAGUCAGUUGUCCCCACAGUCAGUUCUCACCACUGUCAUUUGUCCCCACAGUCAGUUUCCCACAGUCAGUUCUCACCACUGUCAUUUGUCCCCACAGUCAGUUGUCCCCACAGUCAGUUCUCACCACUGUCAUUUGUCCCCAGAUCAGUUGUCCCCACAGUCAGUUCUCACCACUGUCAUUUGUCCCCCAGUCAGUUUCCCCACAGUCAGUUGUCCCCACAGUCAGUUGUCCAUAGUCAGUUCUCAGCACAGUCAGUUGUCCCAUAUUCAGUUCUCACCACAGUCAGUUGUCCCCA
This is a messenger RNA of Homarus americanus (American lobster), 2354 nucleotides long. RefSeq names its product histone-lysine N-methyltransferase 2D-like. The annotation marks the transcript as partial. NCBI's taxonomy places the organism in Eukaryota, Metazoa, Arthropoda, Malacostraca, Decapoda, Nephropidae. The transcript has 11 exons. The record is from RefSeq and is a predicted model, not a curated record.